Molecule: messenger RNA, 2220 nt
Organism: Necator americanus (New World hookworm)
Lineage: Eukaryota; Metazoa; Nematoda; Chromadorea; Rhabditida; Ancylostomatidae
Exons: 18
Coding region: 1-2220 (739 amino acids)
Biological process (GO): intra-Golgi vesicle-mediated transport; protein transport; Golgi organization
Cellular component (GO): membrane; COG complex
Source: RefSeq, a predicted model, not a curated record
AUGAGGCAAGAUAAUUGCACGUCAUCGCCACUCCAUAUUACGGUUGCGUCGAAGAAGUGCUGCUUAUCUGAUCAGAUAAUGUCAACGAGUGGUGGAGAAUCGGUUUCUCCACGUAUUUUUGCUCCGAGCUCUUUCGUUUUGGAUGAUUCUCAAUUGUGCUUCAACAAAAACCACUUUGGACGUCCCGAUUUCAAUGUCCAGCGUUUUAUGAAUCUUGCCAGACGUCGUGCUGGCCUGAAACAGAUCCAGCAAGAUCUUCGUUUGUAUUUGAAGAGUGUUCAACAUUCGAUGAUAGAACUCAUAAAUGAUGACUACGCAGAUUUCGUCCACCUUUCGUCGAAUCUCGUUAGUCUGCAGAGUGCUAUUGACAAGAUUGAGAAUGAUAUGAAUACAAUAUGGACAGAAUUUGAAAGCAGUACUAUUGAUGCUGUUCAAACAGCGGAACGAGUUGAAUCUUUUUGCGUGGAGCUAUCCCAGAAUCGAACAUCUCAGAUUGAAAUCCGCCGUCGUAUCUCAUUUCUUUCUGCCCUUCAACGUCUUUCCAAUCUCAUGAAAAAUAUCCCUGAAACAAUGAGCGCUCUGUGGUUAGAGAAGGUGUCGUCAUGUUUGGUGGAUGCAAGCUCCUAUAAGGAUGAUCUUGACAAAGAAAGUCGUGAAUGGAAAAUGUUCAACAAGUUGCUGGAGAAGUUAGAGACAGUACUUUGCGCUGAGGGUGUUCGAAGUGCAAGUGAUGACUGUGCUUCUCUUCCUCAUAUUUUGUCUCUCCUCACCUUGGCAGACUGCACAGAUUCACUGACUGCCCGCCUGGUUUCCGAUUUGAUUUAUCCUAAGCUGGUUCGCCCUUCUAAGGACCAUUACGAAUUGUUAAAAGCUGUUUUUGCUGGGGUGAAAAAGAUGCGAGCUAACUGGAGUGAAUUACUCGGACCGAAGUACAGCGGGUCCAUACAAGCAUUCCUUGACCAGACUCUUCUUACUUUCCUUCUCACUUUCGUAGACAAGUGUAUGGGAACCGUAGCGGUACCGAGUAAUACUUUGCUCUUUCAUCGCUGUUUCACAGCUACAUUGGAUUUUAUCGAAAGCUGGCCUUCGCAGUCGCAUUCAAGGAACAUGUUAAAAGCGCUUCGAGAUAAGUUUAAUCUGGUAGUUUACUUCAAACUGGUUACUCACAAACUUAUUCGUCAAGUUGACAGCGAAAUGGCGCCAGAGUCUCUGAAAUUUGUUAAAGACGAUGAAGUGUCCGAAAUUGGCAUGUUUUGCACAAUUUCCUCUACAAUAAUAAAAACUGUGGAAACUGUAUGGGCUGAUGAUGUUUUUCUCUACCCGAUCGCAGAUAAGUUGUGGGACCUCACGCUCCGGUUACUGGAAAAACAUCUUUCUUGGGCUAGAGCACUUCUCGAAGCUGCUAAGACCAACGAGAAUCCUGAAUUAGGUGGUGUCGAAUCUUGGCGCGCUUUAAUGGCUGCUCGCUAUGAUUUGUGUACGCUGCAUUCCAAAGUCUUCGACAUGGCUCUCGAACAGUUGUGGCCUAAGCUUGGGGAUAUGGGAGUCGACACUUCCCUUUUUGGCCAAUGUCUAACUCGUUUCGGUAUUCUCGCUGAUUCUGAGUGUGUUAAAAUAGAUGAAGAAGUCAUCAGCUUAAUCUCUUCCGUCUUGUCAAAGGAAUUUGAUGCUGUCUCCGAUGUUCCUAAACAGUACCGAUGGACAAAGAAACCAUCACCGUCUUCUCACUCAGCAUACAUCACCACUGCUCAUUCAAAACUUGAUGAUUUCGUUAGUGAGAUAGUAAAAAAGAAUCAUCCUAAUCCUGCGUCACUUACCCGCUCAGUACUCGUGCUAUCCUAUGGACAUCUGGCUACAAAAGCUGGUGAGGUGCUUGACAGCGUUGACGCAACAGGAUCGAGUCUUUCACGAUUCAAAAGAAAGGGUGCUGGAUUGGAUGGCACUUCUGAUGAUGAUAAAAUUAGGACACAGAUAUAUCGAGACCUCACUUUCUGUCACUUGCGUGGGCUUGAGAACAACAUUGAUGUAGAAGGAAUGUCGAAAUUAAUUGAUCGUUCUCGACCGGACACACUUGAGCCUGCUGUCAACGUUAAGAGAGACGUUAAAGAGACAUCAGAGACGCCCACAAUUGAGGCGCCUGCUGUUUCGUUAGAAAAUGAAUCAGUGGAAGAAGAGGCAAUCGUCCCACCUCCAGAGGAUGUUUGCUCCAAUUCUUCAUAA